Messenger RNA from Passer montanus (Eurasian tree sparrow), 5132 nucleotides. It is a transcript of the gene TRIM25, whose product is annotated as tripartite motif containing 25. Gene Ontology annotation, molecular function: protein binding; zinc ion binding. The record is from RefSeq and is a predicted model, not a curated record. Lineage: Eukaryota; Metazoa; Chordata; Aves; Passeriformes; Passeridae. The coding region runs from base 209 to 2092 and encodes 627 amino acids. The transcript has 9 exons.
UCCGGGGUCCCGCUCCUGGCAGAGCCCCGGCACGCCGGCGCUGCCCGGCUCCCCUCAGGGGCGGGCGCCGCAGGGCUCGUCCCCCGGCCGCUGCCCCUCCCGUCGGGGCGGGGAUGAGACACGUAGUUUUCCGGAAAGCCCGGGCCACAGUUUCGUUUCUCCGAGGCCAGGUUUGUUUCGGGUUCUCGGGGCAGCUGCGGACGGGGCGAUGGCGGCGCUGGAGUCGGAGCCGGGCCUGUCGGGGCUGGAGGAGGAGCUCACCUGCUCCAUCUGCCUCUGCCUCUUCAGCAGCCCCGUGACGGUGCCCUGCGGGCACAACUUCUGCGCCUCCUGCCUGGAGCUCAGCUGGGCCGGCCUCUCGGGGGGCUUCAGCUGCCCGCAGUGCCGCGCCACCUUCGCGGGCCGCCCGCAGCUGCAGAAGAACACGGUGCUGUGCCGGGUGGUGGAGCAGCUCCAGGGCCGCUCCGGGGCCAAGGGCGAGGAGGAGGAGGAGGAUGAGGAUGGGGAUGUGGGGGGGUGCUGCGCGGCGGAGCCCCCCGUGCCCUGCGACAGCUGCCGGGAGGCGCCGGCCGUGCAGACCUGCCUGACCUGCACCGCGUCCUUCUGCGCCGAGCACCUGCGGCCGCACCGCGACAGCCCGGCCUUCCGCGACCACCAGCUCUGCCCGCCCCUGCGCGACCUGCAGCUGCGCAAGUGCCCCCAGCACAACAGGCUCUUCGAGUUCUUCUGCAGCAAGCACGGCGCCUGCAUCUGCUCCCUCUGCCUGCUCGAGCACAAGCUGUGCCCCACCAGCCCCCUGGAGCAGGCAAAGGCCUCUGCCCAGUCGCUGCUGAAGAAAAAACUUACGGAGCUGCAUAACCAGAGUGAAAGAACUGCCCGGGCAAUGAGCACGGUGAAAACAAAACAGAGCCAGUCUGCUGAGACAGCUUCAAGAAAGAAGGAAUUGAUCAGAAAUGAGUUUUCAGAAGUUAAAGCUGUAAUUGAAGAAAGAGAAAAUGAGAUCAUGAAAGCAAUUACAGAGGAAGAAAAGAGAGUUUGGAAUAAGUUUGAUUAUAUUUACAGUGUUCUGGGAAAUAAGAAGAAUGAAAUUCAGUCUCUCAAAGAUCAGAUUGAGAUGGCACUGACUGAAAUUGAUGAUGUUCUGUUUUUGAAGAGAGCAGCAGCACUGCAACGAACAUCAACAAAAGAGGCUUUUGUUCCCGUAGUUGAAAUGGACCAAAACGUGAUGCAUUCCACUUACCAGUCUGCCAUUACCCUCAAAGACAUAGUGAAAAUUUCAGUCGAUCAGAGUCGGGAGAAAAAAGAAGAAGCCAAACCUGUGAAAAUUAAGGCCCCUGUAGCAGCUCAUCCAAACAAAGCUGUUGGGAAAAAGCCUCCUGGACCACACCAGACCCACAAAGAGAAAACCAUUCCCCAGGGGGUGACAGAUACCACCAAAGAGAAAAAGAAAGCUGCUAAAGUUGCACCAACCACCACACCAGCCACCACAGCUGCUGCUGGUGCUGCUAAAGAGCUGAUCGACAGCUUCCUGAAGAAACCCAGAGAGGAGCUCUUGCAGUAUGCUGCCAACAUCACGCUGGAUUACAACACGGCUCACAACACCGUGGUUCUGGCUGACAACUACACCAGGAUGUCCAUCUCGGACACCUUCCCAGGCCACAGGUACCACCCUCAGCGCUUCACCGAUUACCGCCAGGUGCUGGGCUUCCAGUGCUUCAAGAGAGGCAUCCACUACUGGGAGGUGGAGCUGCAGCAGGGCAGCUUCUGCGGCAUCGGCGUCUGCUACGGCAGCAUGGAGCGCCAGGGCCCCGAGAGCCGCCUGGGCAGGAACUCCAGGUCCUGGUGCGUCGAGUGGCUCAACUCCAAAAUAUCAUCCUGGCACAACGACGUGGAAAAGUGCCUGCCCAACACAAAGGCCACCAAGAUUGGGGUGCUGCUGCACUGCGAGGGGGGCUUUGUGAUUUUCAUGGCAGUGGGGGAGAAGAAUAACUUGAUCUAUAAAUUCAAAGCCCAGUUCACUGAAGCCUUGUACCCAGCCUUCUGGCUGUUUUCCAGUGAUGCUGUUCUCUCUCUCUGUCACAUGAAAGAGUAAGGUCUUGUAUCUCAGUUUAGUUCAUUUACAGCACAGAUAAUCUGUCUCAAAGAUUGAUUGUUUGAUACAGAAAUUAUCAUCUCUUUUAAGCAGUUUAGGAAAUCUGCCAGUUCUUUGGACUGAAUUGCUAAAGCCCUUAGUGAUUUAGCAAGAUGUUGGUGAUGGUACAAACUACAGUGGUUUGCAAAGGUCUUGGCUGCCCUGAAAUCAAAGUUAUGAUGCAAAUCCUUGUUAAAUGUCUUCAGUGGCGCCUGUGGCUUCUGUGGUUUCCUGUAAAGGAGCAACAGAAUUAAUGUGUUAAUGGGUAACAAUAACCCCUUUGAGAAAGAAACAGGAAGAAUUCCCUGACAAAUUCAGGCUUUGAGGGAGGUCUCACUGUUGCCUUUUGGCCUGUGCACAGGCUGUUGUCCAUACAGGUGUUCUCAGUGUAGGACUCCACCAGAUGCUACAGAAGGAGCUGCUGAAAUCCCUAAGUUCAGGUCUUAUGGCUGUAAGUUAUAAAAACCACUGUGACAAAUCUAAUCAGAAUGGAACUGCGGAGACUUCUAGAAUUGAGGGGAAAUAAAUGGUAUUAGAAUCACCAGGCAACAAAUGACAUCAGCCCAGACACUGGGAAUACACCAGAGAGUUGUCAGGAAGACAUUCUGCAGAGCAGUGGUGUGCAUCCUGUGAUGAAGAUUGUGGGAUGAAGCAUUCUGUGUCAUCUUCUGACCCAGAACAUGCUUCACAUCUUCACACUGAAGGCUCUUCAGUGCUGGGUUUUUCUGUGUGUGCUGGGGAGUUCAGGGGGUGUAUUCCUGCUCUCAGGUUCUCCUGUUCUGUUUCCCUCUUUAUGAGGUGGGAUAUUCUCUGCUGGUGUAUCUUUAGCUUAAAGAAGGGCCUCCUGUCAUAAAGCUUUUCCUCUUUAUGAGGUGGGAUAUUCUCUCCUGGUGUGCCUUUUGUUGUUCAGGUGGUAGAAACUGGAUUUCUUGCCUGUUUUUGGGACUCCAAUUUGAGGAGUCUCAAGACAGAGUGCAAGUACUUGGAAAAUGCUGGUUCCUCUCUGCGUGAAGCCUGUGGGCAGACAGGGUGAGUCUUGUGACAUACAGAGAAUUAGCACAAAGGAGAAUAUACGUCCAUUCUUCCUGGGAUGGAUUUUUAAUUCUACUGGUGUUCUUUGGGUUGUGGUAUGUCUUCAGAAGUUCUCACCAGGUACAGAGAAAUCUGUACUUCUUCCUUACAACUUUAAAACCAUCUGGAGGCAAUCAAGGUAUUUGGAUCUCAUAGUUAUUAGGUCUGUACCUUGUUGGUGCCUCUGGACUUACUGUGCCAGCUUUUAUUUCUUGUAGCCAUGGGAAGCUCACAUGAGAGCCUUCCUGGACUUGGAUUUCUAAAACUGCCCUUACAGGACUUGGUGAAAUAGAACACAAAGCCACUGCUGGCAGUUUUGCAGGGAAUUGUUAGAAGGCUUAAAAGAACCUCUGUGACUAUACUCCACAUUAGCCAAAGUGCUCUGGAGAGAGGCUUUCAGGAAUUCAGGCUUGGUGUCUAUUAUUACUUGGCUUGUAAACUCUUAGUACUUUGUCAAGGAUAGCACAAGUCUCAUUUCUUCCAAUGUUUUGGUCAGAAUAGGAUAUGGAAUCGAUGGUGGACCUAAAAGUGCCAUGGCUGUCUUUGGAGCAGUUCUACUCUCUGAAGGCUCUCCACUUUCCAAAGCACAGCCAGCACUAAAACUCCCAGCCUGAGCAGAACCUGCAAAAGGUGCAGAAGGAGGCUGUGUCCUGCUGGGAGCCAGCAAUGGGUGACAGACUGGGUUUUUUGCCCUUCCUUUCAGUAGUGAAAGAUAAGAGCAGUUCCCUCUGAGAAAUCCUUUUGCUCCUUGGCUGUGCACAGCGCUGCAGUUGCACUCUGCAGGGUGCUGAAGGAGUCUGUCCCCUUGGUUGUGGGCAAAACGUGCUCCAGCGGUCUGUGCAGUGGAGAAAGUCCCCAUCCUCUGUUCCUUGCUUCUUGACUUCAAAGAGGUGUCAGUACUGGCCUCUGAGUCCGUGGGCUUCUGUGGCCGUGGUCUGGAGGGACACCCAAACAGUAAAGAGCAGCUUUUAUUCUGCCUCAUUGGACAAAGUGGGAUUCUUGACAUGGGACACUGGGGCAGGACCAACGUGUGGAGCACAUAAGGUGUCCUGCAUUACCAGGCAGUGAAACAAGCCUUCUGCUGGGCUCCUGAUCCUCUGUUUUGCUUUCUUUUGUGCUAUGAAUAACUAGAAAUCGUAAAGUUCCGCUAAUUUGGAAUUCACAGAAUCACAGAAUGUUCUGACUUGGAAGGGACUCACAAGGAUCACUGAGUCCAGCCCUUGAGUGAGUGAUUCAUAUGGGGGUGGAAAUGGGGACCUUGGCAUUACUAGGACCAAUCUCUGGGCGUCUGAGAAAUGUUGUGGUUAGCUUCAGGUGUCUUGCGUAUUUUGAAACAUUAGUGUGAUAUAACUUUUAUAACUAAUAGUAAAUAUUAGUGUGUUUAGGAGAAAUACUGCACGAUAAAUGAUCAUUUUAAAGCCUUUUCAUCACAACUGAAGUGGUUUUACUCGGGCAGUACCUGUAGGAGCUGCACUGAUUUUAAAGAAGACAUAUAUAGGAUCAUAUAUAUCAAUUGUAAUUCUCUUUUUAGUAUUACAAAGAAAGCAACUUAGUCUAGAAAAAGAACUAAUUCUGGUGUUAACACCAUUGAUUUGAAUUUUAUUAUACAAAUGAGAGUAAAUAAAAAAAAAACAGUUGCUGAAUGAAAAUAAAUGAAUGUUUAAUCUUUUCUUCAGUUAAAGACAUCAGUAAAGCAGUGCAUUUAGAAAAAGAUAUGCUUAUGCAGUUAUAAACCUGUUGAUUACAAUGAUAUAUCAGCCUGCUCUUCACUCUGUGUACGGUGUGUUAUUGUUUGUAGCUGUGCCAGCCACACACAGGCAGGGCCAGCACCACGGGGUUUGUGCCACCAGGUCCCUGUGCCCACUCCAGGGCUGGCUGGUGACUGACUGGUGAUGGCUUGAAUUCAAUAAAAACUCACAGUAAACCCUAA